CGUGUGGGGGUGGCUCGGACAUCUUUGCGGCGCUUAGGGAGAACAGUCCGAUGGGUCAGUUCAUCUCUGAGCUGGGUCUGACCGCAGAACCAGGAGCUAACAGCCUCCGCCUGUGUGUGAGCGGAGACGACGCCGCCUGGUUCUACUUAGAGGGCCGAACCCUGCGACUGAACGCCUCUGAUCCCCGAGUGCUCGACAGAGAGGCCCAGGGGCCGAUGCUCAUAGCAGAGCUCACCUGUUACCAGGACGACGUCAUCCGGAGUAAGUUCAGGAUCCUGGUGGAGAUACUGAAUGAAAAUGACAACAGACCAAAGUUUGUAAAGGAGACGAUUCACGGGUUCACAGUCAGUGAGCUGACAGCGGUGAACUCUGUGCUUUUCACCGUGAAGGCCGUGGAUGCAGACGGAGACAUAAUCAGUUACAUCAUUGAUCCCUCUUCGGUAAGAUCCACCUUGAUUCUGUCCACGCUGUUUCUGUCUCCAUGAACUCAAGUGUAACCUUCUACCUGU
Messenger RNA from Pungitius pungitius (ninespine stickleback), 509 nucleotides. Its product is annotated as cadherin-1-like. Lineage: Eukaryota; Metazoa; Chordata; Actinopteri; Perciformes; Gasterosteidae. The transcript has 4 exons. Gene Ontology annotation, molecular function: calcium ion binding. Bases 51 to 485 code for a protein of 144 amino acids. The record is from RefSeq and is a predicted model, not a curated record. Gene Ontology annotation, cellular component: membrane.